This is a messenger RNA of Lodderomyces parapsilosis, 441 nucleotides long. It is a transcript of the gene MED10, whose product is annotated as mediator complex subunit. Gene Ontology annotation, biological process: regulation of transcription by RNA polymerase II. Bases 1 to 441 code for a protein of 146 amino acids. The record is from RefSeq and is a predicted model, not a curated record. Gene Ontology annotation, cellular component: mediator complex. Gene Ontology annotation, molecular function: transcription coregulator activity. Lineage: Eukaryota; Fungi; Ascomycota; Pichiomycetes; Serinales; Debaryomycetaceae. The transcript has a single exon.
AUGACAACUACACUGAUUACAUCCACCGAGGACAACAAACCACUAAUCCAAGCAGCAGAAAAAGUUGCCAACUUGAUUGAAUCAUUUAUUGAAUUGGGUGUUCUCGUUCACGACAAUCAAGGAACUCCUCAAUCCAACCUCGCAUUGUCAAACAAGAUACAAACUUUGACCAAUCAAUUGAAAACAGUUUCUCACAGCGAUGAUUUGAGAGAUCGAUUGAUUCCUGUUGAUGUAGUCUCGUAUAUCGAAGACGGGAGAAAUCCCGAUAUUUAUACAAGAGAAUUUAUUGAAGUGACAGCCAAGCUGAAUGCUAAACUUAAGGGCAAAAUGCAAGGGUUUGAAAAAUUAGGAAAUAUGUUGAGUGAGAAGUUAGCCCAAGAGUAUCCAAGGUUAGAAGAUGGGCUCAAAGAUGUUAAGAGUCGCACACAUGGUGAAAGUUGA